AUGGGCCUCAGGAUGGACGAUCUCCACGCGCCCACCGUGAGCUCCGGGCCAACCUCACAACCAACGGCAAAUGGCACCAAAGAAAUGUCCUUAGUAGAGCUCAUGGCGAAGAAAGACAAUCUUGAAGCAGAGCUCUCUGCUCUAGGCUCGGUACUAGAGUCCCACAAGGUCGACAUGACUACACCUCUUCUCACACCAGAUGGCUUCCCACGAGCAGAUAUCGAUGUGGCACAGAUACGGACGACGCGAGCUCAGAUCAUCAGGUUGAAGAAUGAUUAUAAGGGUGUCAUGGGGAAGCUUGAGGUAGCCGUACACGAACAUUUUGCGGCUGGGAAGACGUUGGAUGGUCAGACGAUGUCGGCAAGAGUGGCUCCAGCUGUGCAGUCGAGUAUGAGUGGCCCAACUUCUGGGAUCGAGCCGCCGUUUGCUAGAGUCAACACAGUUGUACCAGGCAGUCCGGCAGAGCAGGCGGGUUUGAAGGCAGGUGAUAAGGUUGUGCGGUUCGGCAGCGCAACAUGGACGAAUCAUGAGAGAUUAAGCAAAGUUGCCCAAGUGGUGCAGCAGAAUGAGAAUCGAACAAUAAUGGUCAAAGUACUCCGCGAGACCUCCGAGACCGCAGCAUCUUCUUCUUUGGAUAUUCAGCUUACGCCGAGACGAAAUUGGGGUGGUAGGGGUUCACUGGGCUGUCACCUGGUGCUACUGUGA
This is a messenger RNA of Recurvomyces mirabilis, 705 nucleotides long. RefSeq names its product putative 26S proteasome regulatory subunit (gene NAS2). Bases 1 to 705 code for a protein of 234 amino acids. Gene Ontology annotation, molecular function: protein binding. Gene Ontology annotation, cellular component: cytoplasm; nucleus. Gene Ontology annotation, biological process: proteasome regulatory particle assembly. The record is from RefSeq and is a predicted model, not a curated record. Lineage: Eukaryota; Fungi; Ascomycota; Dothideomycetes; Mycosphaerellales; Teratosphaeriaceae. The transcript has 2 exons.